GCAGGCUAGGUUGUCCAUCCCGAAAUUAUAGGAGGUUUUGUGUUAUAUUUCCGCCACUCCCUCUGGCGGCCCGUCGAAGAACUCGUGCGCAGGUUCUAACACAAGAUGGCGACGAAGAGCGACAUGUCAGGCAGCGUUUUCUCUCUCACCCAGUAACCUUGUGACGUGUCCAGAUGGGUGUGACAUCAGCGGACGAGUAGCAGGAUCGCCGCCGCUCCGACUGCUGCAUCAUUUGCGGAAUGACAGUGUGAAGUUUGGUGGAACGUUGUGUUGCUUGUGUAUCCCGAUACUCGCAUCGAGGCAUGGCAUCGGUGGCUGCUUGGCUGCCGUUUGCCCGGGCCGCCGCUAUAGGAUGGGUUCCUAUAGCCAAUAAUCCCUUACCGGCACCACCUGUCACAAAAGAGCGGAAGAAGAGUCAGGACGAAAAAUUCAUUAUAAAUGUGAGUGGAAGACGUUUCGAAACGUGGAGAAAUACUGUCGAAAAAUAUCCCGACACAUUACUCGGUUCGAAUGAGCGUGAAUUUUUUUACGACGAAGAAACAAAGGAAUAUUUUUUUGAUAGAGAUCCGGAUAUCUUCCGUCACAUUCUCAAUUACUACCGCACAGGUAAAUUACAUUACCCUAGACACGAAUGCUUGCUGUCGUAUGAUGAGGAGCUCUCCUUCUUCGGUAUCAUCCCUGAUGUCAUCGGCGAUUGCUGUUAUGAAGAUUAUAGGGAUAGAAAGCGCGAGAAUGCUGAGCGUCUCAUGGAUGACAGACUGUCCGAAACGCAAGACCAAAAGUGUAUGGCCAAUAGCACCAUUAGAGAAAGAAUGUGGAGGGCAUUCGAAAACCCGCACACGGGCACGGCAGCCCUCGUCUUUUAUUACGUCACCGGAUUCUUUAUUGCGGUGUCGGUGAUGGCUAAUGUGGUAGAAACGAUUCCGUGCGGGAGAGACGAUAAUACCGGUGAAAUUCUAUCCUGUGGUACUAUGUAUAAAGUGGCGUUCUUCUGCCUGGAUACCGCUUGUGUUAUGAUCUUCACGGCAGAGUACCUGUUGAGGUUAUACGCUGCACCCAACCGCUGUAAGUUUAUGCGGAGUGUAAUGAGUAUUAUAGACGUCGUAGCUAUUAUGCCAUAUUAUAUAGGUUUGGGCAUCAAGGACAACGACGACGUGUCUGGUGCUUUCGUCACGUUACGUGUUUUUCGCGUUUUCCGUAUUUUCAAGUUUUCUCGCCAUUCCCAGGGUCUCCGUAUUCUCGGAUAUACGCUUAAAAGUUGUGCUUCUGAGCUAGGAUUUUUGGUGUUUUCAUUAGCAAUGGCCAUUAUCAUAUUUGCGACAGUGAUGUUCUAUGCAGAGAAAAACGUUGACAACACUACUUUCACCAGCAUCCCCGCCGCUUUUUGGUAUACCAUAGUGACCAUGACCACAUUAGGAUACGGAGAUAUGGUGCCAGAUACCAUAACUGGUAAAAUAGUCGGAGGUGUUUGUUCAUUAUCUGGAGUGCUAGUUAUCGCCCUUCCAGUUCCUGUCAUCGUGUCAAAUUUCUCUAGAAUAUAUCAUCAGAAUCAAAGGGCAGACAAGAGAAAAGCGCAAAAGAAAGCGAGAAUGGCGAGAAUUCGAAUUGCAAAAGCUACAAGUGGAGCUGCUUUUGUUAGCAAGAAAAAAGCAACAGAAGCCAGAUUGGCAGCUCAAGAGAGAGGUCUGGAAGUGGAAGAAUUACAGGAAGAUAUCUUUGAAUUACAGCAUCACCAUCUGUUGCAGUGCCUGGAAAAGACAACGGAUCGAGAAUUUGUAGAACUGGAAGUUCCUUACAAUGGAAAACCUAAUAGACCAUCGUCAACUCCGCCCCUCUCACCAACGCCUUCAGUAUCUUCACAAGAAAAUAGUAGUGGUAUCACAACGUGUUGCUCGGGUCGUUGUGGCAGAAAGAAAAAAUAUCAACAACACACAGAAGCAACGUUUUCUGAACAAGAAGAAGAACUAAACGAUAUUCAAAUUUGCAUGCCCAAUAGGAUUCCUCCUGGAGACCAUAGUAUAGGCAUGUCACGUUCUAGUUUGAAUAACCCAGUCCCAGCCAGUGGGAGCAAUGUUCUAUCGACGGCAGUUGUUCUAUUGCCCUCGUCUAGUCCGAAUUCUGAAAUGGAAGCAAUGUUAUCUGCAAGUACCACUAGUACUGCGACGCCUUCUCCAGGUAACACCAGUACUGGUCCAAUGGUUCGAAUUUCUACACUUUAAGAAAUGAACGACUUUCAAUUAUAAAUAUCAUAAAUUCACCAUGAAAGACUCGAAGUUCUCUCCGAUAUAAAUAAAUCAAUCGCAUGAAACGAUGAUGUUCAAAUUGAUUACAAGAAAAUUUUAUAUGCGAGAAAUUCUCUUCUUUUUAUGUAUAUUUGUUGCCAUUGAAGAACGAUGAAGGAAGGAAAAUGACGAUUCAGUGAGAUUGAACAAUAAUUUAUUAAUAUAAUUUUCCUAUUCGAAUAUAAGCAAAAAUAAUGUAGUUUUAAAUCUCACCAGGAUGAAAAUUUAUUCGAGUUUCCACAGCAUCUAUAUCAAAGAUAUUUCGACGCGGUUUUAGUUACAAUUAGUGAAGCUUGCUACUAGUCACAAUACCUAAAGAUGCUAUCUCAAGCAAAUUCCACUAUGAAAUUAAAUAUGAUCUCAUUGAUCUGGCGAGAAAGUUUCGCUUUUAUGUUUUAUGGAUACAUUUAGGGAGAUCGAAACGUGAAAGAAUUUAUUCUAAACCACGAAAUUCGUUAUCCUUGUGUCUAGGUGGGAAAAUGUAUAGAUGUUAAUUUAUGUACUUCUGUGUGAGUAUUGUACAUACAGUAUACUUAUCUGUAAGUAUGAUAUUAAGAGUAUCUAACUCUAAUAGAAGAAACUAAUUUCGUUAAUCAAAGUAAAUCAAAGAAUUGGCAGCAUCCUCAUCACUUGUCCAUAGAAUCGUUCGCUAGGAUCUGCAUGUAUGUUUUCUAGACAAAUGAAUGUUUAAGAGUAGUAUCGGCAAACUUAGACUGUACAGUUGUUUAUUCAAAUUAAAAGUACAUCAGUUGAAAUAAAAACAGAUGUCGUUAACUCCUUAGAUCAAAUUUGAAACAAAGUGGAAAAAACAAAUGGCUAGUUGCGUUGUCCAACGGUGACAUCAAAUAAUUAUAUACAUUACAUAUAUGAUAUACAAUGUAUAACUGCAGUAAAUAUAAUAUAGAAAGUAACGUUAACUGAUAGAAUAACGUUCUGUUUAUAUUCCUAUCAUUUUCGUUUGCUUCCAUGUGUGAUUCAUUCGAUGAAGAAUAAAAUAUUCCAGUUCGAAUGGCAUCCGAUCGUUUAGACAAAAGAACUAUGGAUCGCAACUGCCACCAUCCUAUUUUAAUUGCCUAUAGAAAGGAGUUAAAAUCAUGCCUUUAACGAUUUAAUUCAAAAAUAAGAAGAUUCAAUUAUCAAAUUUGAAUCACAUGUUGUAAAGGUACAGAAAUUACGAAACGAAAACGAAAGUCGGUGAUUUUAAUUACAAUUCACCUUAUUAAAAUAAAUGUUAAAAAGAAAUGUUUACCUCACAAUAUUUAUAAUAUAAUAAUGAAGUAUUUGCUUCUAAAGAAAAAAGAAAGAUUCGCUUUUUAUCAGCUAAAUCUUAUAUUAUUUAAUGAAGAAAUUCUGAAAGGAAAAAAAACAAAUACGAGGAAUGAAUAAAUUCUUGUGAUUUACUAAAUUCAUUCUUUUGGAUAAAGAAAAGGUAUCUUAUUUUUUAAAUAAUAAGAUAUGACGAAAUUUGUUUUCCUUAAGACAAAACUAUGAAUUGUGGCAUUUGAAGAAAGCACGUUCAAGAAUUUCCAAGUUUUGUCUUUGAAUGCAAUUGUCUCACUCUUUUGUUUACUUGUUAUUGUAAUAAUUUGAAAACUUAAUUGCAUUUGCACAACUUUUUUAAUGCAUACUUUAUUUGUGGCCAUUUUAAAGAUUGUUAAAUGCACAAGUUUUAAUGAUUCGUCCUUGAUCUUUCAUUAAGGAGUUUUGGUAUUAUUUAUUCAAUGUUCUUAUUCCUAUCUGGAUCAAUAAAGGGAUGGAAGUCAUA
Messenger RNA from Centruroides sculpturatus (bark scorpion), 4047 nucleotides. RefSeq names its product potassium voltage-gated channel protein Shal-like. Gene Ontology annotation, biological process: potassium ion transmembrane transport; protein homooligomerization. Lineage: Eukaryota; Metazoa; Arthropoda; Arachnida; Scorpiones; Buthidae. The record is from RefSeq and is a predicted model, not a curated record. Gene Ontology annotation, molecular function: A-type (transient outward) potassium channel activity; protein binding. Gene Ontology annotation, cellular component: membrane; voltage-gated potassium channel complex. The transcript has 5 exons. Bases 303 to 2219 code for a protein of 638 amino acids.